CAGAUUCUCGACAUUGUGACCAAUUGCCUGGAGAAAGUUGCACUGCGCAUCUAUCGGAGCGUGUGAGAGGCAAGAUGAAGAUCGUAGAACUUGUCAUUGAUGGCUUCAAGUCCUACAGCCAGCGCACUGUCAUUUCAGGAUGGGAUCCUACCUUCAACGCGGUCACUGGACUCAAUGGUUCGGGAAAAUCCAACAUCCUCGACUCGAUCUGCUUUGUUCUCGGCAUCACAAACAUGUCUACCGUGCGAGCGCAAAAUCUCCAAGAUCUCAUCUACAAACGUGGGCAGGCCGGUGUCACAAAGGCCAGCGUCACCAUCGUCUUCGAUAAUGCCGACAAGCAGACCAGUCCUAUAGGGUUCGAGGAGUAUGCACAAAUCAGCGUCACACGGCAAAUUGUUAUGGGCGGCACAAGCAAAUAUCUGAUCAAUGGACAUCGUGCCCAACAAACCACCGUUCAAAACUUGUUCCAGAGCGUUGGCCUCAACAUCAACAAUCCAAACUUUAUCAUUAUGCAGGGUCGUAUCACAAAGGUUCUAAAUAUGAAAGCGGCCGAAAUUCUCGCCAUGAUAGAAGAGGCCGCAGGGACACGGAUGUUCGAGGAUCGAAAGGAAAAGGCGCACAAAACUAUGACCAAAAAAGAAAUGAAGGUUUUGGAAAUCGAGGGCUUGUUGAAAGAAGAAAUCGAACCAAAACUUGACAAGCUGCGUGGCGAGAAGCGAGCGUGGCUUGACUAUCAGAAGACGCAGAGUGAACUCGAACGCUUGACUCGAGUGGUGGUCGCUGCGGAUUAUGUUCGAUCUGGAGAGAAGAUGCGAUCAGCCACCCAAGAACACGAGACGAAACGAGCCAAGGUUCAGCACCUGGAAGAAAAUGCGGUCAAGCUGAAGCGCGAGAUCGAAAACCUGGAAGAAGAUGCGGAAAGAGUCAAAUCAGUCCGUGAAAAGGAAAUGCGGAAAGGAGGCCGCUUUCAAGAGCUCGAGAAUAAGGUCAAGGAAUACAGCCACGAACUUGUGCGUCUUGCCACAGUUCUUGAUCUGAAGCAGUCCAGCAUUGCUGAAGAAGAGCAAAGAAAGAAAGACGUCGCCAAGAACGUCAAGGCCCUAAAGGCGCAGGUGGGCGAUAAGAGAAAGGCAUUUGAGAACCUUCAGUCAAGAUGGAACAGUGCCAAAUCAGAGUCCGACUCACAAAACGCAGAGGUGGAGAAGAAGGAAGAGCUCUUGUCUACACUACAGACCGGAGUGGCGUCGCGCGAAGGUCAGGAAAGUGGCUAUCAAGGUCAACUUCAAGAAGCUCGAAAUCGCAUGACAUCGGCUGGCACUGAACAAGAGCAAGCCAAACUGAAAAUUUCACAUCUCGAGAAACGCAUCAAGGAAGACGAGCCCAGGGCCAAGAAAGCCCGAGAGCAGAACGCGGGUUUACUCAGCGGACUCGAGACCCUGCGAAAGCAAGCGCAAAAGCUCGAGAGUGACUUGCAGAAGCUUGGAUUUGAGCCGGGGCGUGAAGAAGCGAUGCGUGAACGAGAGUCGACCUUACACAAAGACAUUCGUCGCCUGAGACAACAAGUGGACGAGUUGAAGCGGAAAGUGGCAAAUGUUGACUUUCACUUCAGCGACCCUUCGCCAAACUUUGACCGCUCCAAAGUCAAAGGUCUUGUUGCACAACUUUUCACCUUGGAUAGAGAAAAGGCCAACGCCGGAACGGCUUUGGAGAUUUGUGCAGGAGGACGGCUGUACAAUGUCGUUGUUGACACUGCCGAAACUGGUACGCAGCUGCUGCAGAACGGGAAGCUCAAGAAGCGAGUCACCAUCAUUCCUCUUAACAAAAUCUCCGCCUUCAAAGCGUCCGCGGAGAAAGUCGGGGCUGCUCAGCGAAUAGCCCCUGGUAAGGUCGACCUUGCCUUAUCACUCAUCGGCUAUGAACAUGAAGUUUCUGCAGCGAUGGAUUAUGUCUUUGGAACCACGUUGAUCUGUCAAGAUGCCGAAACUGCCAAACGGGUCACAUUUGAUCCGUCGGUUCGAUUGAAGAGUGUGACCCUUGAGGGCGAUGUCUAUGAUCCCUCAGGGACACUUUCCGGAGGUAGUUCGCCCAACUCAAGCGGUGUCCUGGUUAUACUGGGCAAGCUCAACGAAGUGACUCGAGAGCUGCAGAGGCAUGAGGCAGAGUUGGCACAGCUGCAGGACACGAUGAAGAGCGAACAGGCCAAGCUUGCUAGCAUCAAGUCUGUCAAGCACGAGUUGGAUCUCAAGUCGCACGAGAUUAAGCUCACCGAAGAGCAGAUCUCGGGCAAUUCCUCAUCCUCGAUUAUUCAAGCGAUUGAAGAGAUGAGGGCAUCAAUUGCCCAGCUCAAAGAGGACAUGGUCAAUGCCAAAGCUCGUCAAGCCGAGGCAGCUAAAGAUGUUCAACGGAUCGAGAAAGACAUGGAGGACUUCAGCAAGAACAAAGACAGCAAACUGAAGGAGCUUGAGAAGGCUCUGGCGGAGCUCAAGAAAUCCCUCAGCAAGACGAGUGCUUCGAUCAAGACGCUACAGAAAGAGGUCCAAGACGCCCGGAUAGACUGUGAACAAGCAGAGAGCGAUCUCAGUACAGCUGAAGAGCAAGUCGUUGAGGUGGAUUCCUCCAUUGCUGGACAAAAGGACGAAAUGCAACAACUUCGAGAGGAAGAGGCAACAGUCAAGACGAAUCACGACGUGGCUCAAGCGGAACUUGCUGAUGAACAAGCGAAAUUGACCGGCUUUGAUGACGAAUUGCGAGAACUAGAAAAAGCAAAAUCGCGUAAAACGAAGCAGGUACAAGAGGAAUCCCUGGAAGCACAAAAGCUCGGUCACGCCGUGGAGAAAGCGCAAAAGGACGCACAAGCAGCCGCGCAAUUAGUAUCAGCUCUGGAGAAAGAACACGACUGGAUUGAAGACAACAAAGACCAAUUUGGGCGAGCAGGAACACCAUAUGACUUCCAAGGCAAGAACCUGGCCGAGUCAAGAGCGACAUUAAAGAACGUGACGGAGCGUUUCCAGGGCAUGAAGAAGAAGAUCAACCCCAAAGUCAUGCCCAUGAUCGAUAGUGUCGAGAAAAAGGAAACAAGCCUGAAAAACAUGUUGCGGACGGUGGUACGUGACAAGAAGAAGAUUGAAGAGACGAUUGUGACACUGGACGAGUACAAGAAAGAGGCGCUCCUCAAGACAUGGAGGCAGGUGACAGCCGACUUUGGCCAGAUUUUCUCGGAUCUCUUGCCGGGGAACAACACUGCCAAACUGGUACCGCUGGACGACAACAUCGAUCGCAUCCAAGAAGGGUUGGAAGUCAAAGUAUGUCUGGGCAAGGUGUGGAAACAGAGUCUGACUGAACUGUCGGGUGGACAAAGAUCUCUCAUCGCACUAUCCCUAAUCCUCGCCCUCUUACAAUUCAAACCCGCGCCUAUGUACAUUCUCGACGAAGUAGACGCGGCCUUGGAUCUAUCACAUACGCAAAACAUUGGCCGAAUCAUCAAAACACGGUUCAAGGGAUCGCAAUUCAUUGUCGUCAGUUUGAAGGACGGUAUGUUUCAGAACGCCAAUAAAGUGUUCCGUACGCGCUUCAGUGAAGGUACCAGUGUGGUUAGUGUCAUGACGCCAGGGGAAUUGAAGGGAUGAUCUCUUGGAGAGAGAGACAGAGAGAGGCUCGUGAAGUUUUAUGCUCAUGUUUGGGUUAUAAUGGCUGAUGGAUAACUGCACUUUUGGGAGCGGCAUUGAUCUAUAUCCUAGAAUGGGUUGGGAUCAGGUUUGAUGGGACGAAUUGGGUUAAGGAGGUGUCGAGGCGUCAAGAUGACUUCUGAUGAAGGUUGUCAUGAUUUCAGAGCAUAGCAUUGUGAGUGGAGUUUAAGGAUGCUCUACGACAUGUCGGAUGGAAAGGCUGGCUCGGGUGAGCUAGGAAUGAUUGAUGUCCAUGAUUGAAUGCAUUUCGUGUUGGGUCUUUGGUGUUGAUAUCUCAGUUCAUUACACAUAUACUCAAGAAGAAGAGAAUGGUUGAAUGUUGGCGAAUGAAGCUAC
This is a messenger RNA of Exophiala mesophila, 4022 nucleotides long. RefSeq lists its product as uncharacterized. Gene Ontology annotation, biological process: chromosome organization. The record is from RefSeq and is a predicted model, not a curated record. NCBI's taxonomy places the organism in Eukaryota, Fungi, Ascomycota, Eurotiomycetes, Chaetothyriales, Herpotrichiellaceae. Gene Ontology annotation, molecular function: ATP hydrolysis activity; ATP binding; protein binding. The transcript has 3 exons. Bases 75 to 3626 code for a protein of 1183 amino acids. Gene Ontology annotation, cellular component: chromosome.